This is a messenger RNA of Anastrepha ludens (Mexican fruit fly), 3280 nucleotides long. Its product is annotated as epidermal growth factor receptor kinase substrate 8. The record is from RefSeq and is a predicted model, not a curated record. NCBI's taxonomy places the organism in Eukaryota, Metazoa, Arthropoda, Insecta, Diptera, Tephritidae. Gene Ontology annotation, cellular component: plasma membrane. The transcript is spliced from 7 exons. Gene Ontology annotation, biological process: Rho protein signal transduction; regulation of Rho protein signal transduction. Gene Ontology annotation, molecular function: actin binding. Bases 834 to 2972 code for a protein of 712 amino acids.
UACAGUAGGUAUUGUGGGGCGAAAUAACGUGGCUAGUGAAUCGCGCGUGCGCUAUUUUCAUAAUAUUAUUUCGUUGUUUUUGUUUCUAGUCUUUAUAAAUUUUUGUGGAAGUUAUUGUUAAAUUUUUUUAUAUAUCGACCUAUACAUAUGCAUGUGUUUUGCACUAACGGAUGAGGUGGACAAAACGCAAAAAGUCCGUGUAAACGUACGUUCAUGUUUAUAUAUUUGAUAGCGCAUAGAUGGCGCACCACACCAGUAUUUCUUUUGGUUUUUGUAUUUUACCUAUCUAUUUGGUUCUUUGCUGAUCACCGCUCCCAAUAUGAUGUCCAGGACGACUCUCCAAUCGCUGGCACCUAGUCACGAGCACAAGUCAGGCACGUCCACUCUCAAUGACUAACUGUGUACCGUAUCUUAUUUAAAUGACCGUCUCUUUGGAGGCAUCAAAUAUUUGUGGAGGUAUUGGUGAAAGGUAUUUUUUUUGGCCAAAUUCGUAUUUACAACUAAGCCCGAAUUCCGACAACAGUAUGUUCAAAUCUCGGUGAAACACCAAAAUAAAGAAAACGUUUCUUCUAAUAGCGGUCGCCCCCUCGCCGCAGGCAAUGGCAAAGCUCAGAGUGUAUUUCUGAAACUGUUGGUUGAAACUGUUGGUCUCUUCAUUUGUGGAAAGACAUCAAGACGCACACCACAAAUAGCUGGAGGAGCUCGUCCAAACACCCAUAAAAAGGGUGUACGCGCCAAUUAUUUAUAUAUGAUAUAUAUCUCGUAAAAUUUAUCGAAACUUCGAAAGCUUAUUACGAGUAAAUAUAAUUUUGUGUUAAUGAGAGCCCUCCAGUAUGGCGUAUCACAAUUCGAAUGGAGGUGCUAUUGGAGGCAAUGGCGCAGUUGGUGGUAGUUCUCGCGGCAUUGUUGGUGAAAUGGGUUCCACUGAAUAUUCCGGUGACGAACGUGACUCGCGGACUGGCGAAGAGAGUCUCAAUACUGAUCUUAACGACAAGCCCAUAUAUCUCCUCGAACAUUUAGCUACCUUUACGGUGAAUAAGGAAUCCGGUAUUGUUUAUCCGGCAGACGGAAUGCGACGGCUAUUACAGUUAGAGAAAACCACUGGCAUAUGGUCACAGAAAAUGCAGUUAUGUUUGGACCACCAAUGGGUGCUUAUAAUGGACUACGAAACUGGGAACAUAAUUGAACGAUUUCCAGCAUCACUUAUUCAGGAACCAACAGCAUUUACGUCAACAGAUACCAUGGAAUUAUAUAAUAAUAUUUUAGUAUUCAUUGUAACUGGCGGAAAUGGUUCACGUUCGGAAAUGCAUAUAUUUCAGUCACAAAGUGUAUCUGCCGUGCAUUUGGUUGAAGACUUAAAAAGUCUGAGAAAUGGCAAAAUGGUUACACAACACCGAGAGGAUUUAUUGCAACAACAGGAGACACAACAGUAUCAGCUCAGUCAAAAAAGCAGUGGUUUAUAUAAGCCAUUGUCUGCCUGCACCGUCUUACAAGAUCGUAGUGAGCAGCACCCUCACCACCACAGUGGUAGUGUUAUUAUGCCGUCCCGAAACGGUAUGGAUCAAUAUGGAUUACAUAUCCGUAGUCAUAUGGCAGAAAGUAAUCACACAAGUGGAGGCGGGGGCAGGAAUUGCGAAACAGAUUCCGAGCAGGGAGCACUAAAUGACGAGACCAGCUCCACUUCCAGUGACAAAUACGAACGCGAUGUUACUGUAUUGAAUCAUUGCUUUGAUGACAUUGAAAAAUUUAUUGCACGUCUGCAGCAUGCGGCUGCGGCAUCUCGUGAGCUCGAGCGUAGACGGCGUAAUCGCAAAACAAAGAAAAAAGAUCCCGGUGAGGGAUUACUAACACUCCGGACUCGACCACCCCACGAAAAAGAGUUUAUCGAUAUUUUUGCCAAAUUUAAACUUUCUUUCAACUUGCUGGCCAAGUUGAAAGCACAUAUCCAUGAUCCAAAUGCACCCGAGCUGGUUCAUUUCUUAUUUACGCCUUUAGCACUAAUCGUUGAGGCGUCCAGUGAUACUUAUUAUGAGUCCCAAUUGCCCGCACGUGUUAUCACUCCAUUGCUUACCCGUGAAGCCAUUAAUCUAUUAAUUAACUGUGUCACCAGUAAAGAAACUGAACUAUGGCGCUCUCUUGGCGAUGCUUGGAUUAUACCGCGCGACCAAUGGAAAAAUGAUAUUGGCUCAUACCAUCCAGUAUUUAUGGAUGGAUGGUCUCCAGACUUUUUAGUCAUCGAUGAAUUAGAAACACCUAGUACGCCAACAAACAUAAACAAGCGCCAGUUGGAGACUCAAACACAUUUGCAUGUUGCCAAUGUGCCCAACAUUGGCGGUGUGAACGAACGUUCACUUGGAACUAUUAACAAUUUAAGCAGUACAACCCUACAAACAGAACAACCCGAUGAAUAUGAAAUGAGUGCACCAAGUGAAAAGUAUUCUGGUCAUUAUGAACGUGGUAGCGAAAGACUAGUUGCAGUUGGCGUAAUAGGAGGCGUCGCUGAUGGUGGUGCCGGCGAUUUCAGUACACGUAGCGAAAUUUCUAUUGACUCGAUUGAACGAAGUGGUGCGGGCCCACAGAGUUUACCAGUGAACAAUAAUACUCAUAUCCAAGAAAUCUCAAUCGGUAUGCAACAAUUGCGCACACGUGACACUAGAAAUACACUCGGCGUUCGCAAUAUAAAUACGGUUUCCGAAUUCUCUGGUCGUGAUAACACUAUCAAUGAUGAGCAAAUGCUAGAGUCGUGGGUUGAAGACUUGCAAGCGGCUGGUGCUAAAAUCGUGCUAGUCACAUAUCCCCGGACGGCCAACAAUGAUAAAGAGCUUAGCGUCGUGCGUGGUGAAUAUUUGGAGGUGCGCUUCAACUUUUUUCCGAUAGGGAGGGCGAACGACGCAAUAUUUUUUAUUUUUCGCUUGUCAUUUGUAAACUUCAUUAGUAUACAUUUCAUGAUGGAACGCUACACACUUGAGUAACGAUGCAAAUUUUUUAUGAAAAUAAUCGUUCUGUUGCUGCUACUUUAAGAGCAUUACGGCCAUUUUACGGUCCAUUUAACAAGCCGUCCCGUUUUGGGGUUAUGUGAAGUCAUUGGUCUACAGUAACAAGCCGGCGACGAUUUGUGAGCUCAGAGCCAAUAUUGAACGUGAAAUUCCUGGAAUUUCGGCCGAUUUAUGCAAAAGAGUGGUCGAAAGUUCGGUUCAACGAUUGGACUUCGUAAAACGUGCACGCGGUGGUCAUCCAAAAGAAAUCGAAUUUCAUACUUAAAUGUAUUUGUUCAAACUCG